This is a messenger RNA of Aaosphaeria arxii CBS 175.79, 2348 nucleotides long. RefSeq lists its product as uncharacterized. Bases 281 to 2158 code for a protein of 625 amino acids. Lineage: Eukaryota; Fungi; Ascomycota; Dothideomycetes; Pleosporales. Gene Ontology annotation, cellular component: nucleus; cyclin-dependent protein kinase holoenzyme complex. The transcript is spliced from 2 exons. The record is from RefSeq and is a predicted model, not a curated record. Gene Ontology annotation, biological process: regulation of cyclin-dependent protein serine/threonine kinase activity. Gene Ontology annotation, molecular function: protein kinase binding; cyclin-dependent protein serine/threonine kinase regulator activity.
ACGCCUUCCCUUGCUUGACGUCGCCCAAGCAGCAACCCUUUCCCCGGGACCACCACUCAAGGCCCAUGCUGGCAAUGUGCAAAGCAUAGAAAACGCAAACAAACCUUAAUCUGCUUCCAUCAUAAGACUCGUCGGUCUAUUGCUCUUGCUCAUGCUCGUACGCAGGCAUUGAGGCUAUUUCCACCUUCUAUAAAUCACUUCAAUCCCACUUCGGCAGCUACGCUCCAUAGCUCUUUCCUCCAGUACUCACUCUCCCCGGAGUAAUCGACCAGCCGCCCAUAUGCUCGAAUUACAACUCCCAAACCCGAUGCCUCAUGCCUUCCCCAGGGAGCGUCCCUACGACCUCUAUACUCCCUCACAUCCCAUCUCGAAAUUCGAUCCCCAACGCCAGAUGCAAUUACCGAUCCCAAGAAUAACAUCAGGCAACGAGCUCGAUGCUCUACGAUCUGCCCCUCUACCGCCACUCACACCGCCCACUGAUGUACCUGGUUCGGCUGUAAGGUUGGUAUCACUUCCACCCAGUGGGGGUGCUGGUCAGCAUUAUGGCUUUCAAUUGCCCGCCAUCGGUAACUCCAGGGUCGCCUCGACGCAGGGGAGCCCUUCCUCUCGGUCGAUGCAGAAUCGGACGGUCAAGGAGACUCAAGAUAUGGGUACCCAGCAGCGAAAGAGGUGGUCCAUUGCGCCAAAUCUAAGGGUGCCCGACUCAAUCAACACACCGCAGGAAGGUCUUCCACAAUUAGCGGCAGAGAUUACAUGUCUUUUCUGGUUCGAAAACUCCUCCACCCUCAAAUCCGUUGUAGAAAACAGCUCCCCUCGACUCUCUGUCCAAGCCCUCGUUCCAGAUGCCAUCCCUACGACGGGUUUCAAGAAAUGGGUAGCCACCAUCCUCACCACCACGCAAGUUGCUUCGAACGUCAUUCUCUUGGCACUGCUCUUCAUCUAUAGGUUGAAGCAGACGAAUCCAACUGUUAAGGGCAAGCCUGGUAGUGAAUACCGUCUCCUCACGGUGGCUCUGAUGUUGGGCAAUAAGUUCCUGGAUGACAACACGUACACAAACAAGACAUGGGCCGAGGUUUCCGGAAUUUCCGUUCAGGAGGUCCACAUCAUGGAGGUGGAAUUCCUCAGUAAUAUGCGAUACAGCUUGUUCACCUCGAAGAAAGAGUGGGAAGAUUGGCACAAGUUGCUUGGAAAGUUCGGAACCUUCUACGAUCGUGCCUCCAAGGUGCCAGCCUCUGGUGCCGUCAGCCCCGUCGGCCCCCCUACGCCCACUCUCCAGGUCCCGAAUGCCUUCGUACCUUCCCCGCCGCCCCAUCAGCUCUCACCCCCAACAACCACUUCGUUCUCACCCUGCCGCUCGCAAUUCUCGAACACGCCGCUCCUCCAACCUCAAGCGACUUCCAGUGCGGUCUCCCCGAUCGGGCCUCUGCCGGAAUUGGGUCCACUGAUUCAACGAAAGCGCAGUGCCGACCACAGUGUCGAGCCACCUGCGAAGCGACUCGCCCAUGGCCUUACCCCUGGACCCUACAGCCAGGCUCCUUUGAUUCCCACCCUCCAGACGCCGUUGAACAAGACGUUCGAGCCUCAACCCUCAAUGAACCGCUUGCCACCUCUGCCCAGCCUAGCUAUUCCACCACCGCAGCACAACCCUCCUCCUGCAGUAAACAGCUGGCAAGAGCUCCCGCUCCCAGUUCCUGGAAGUCGAUCCAUGAACAUGGUGUAUGCACCUGCCGCCCUCUGGCCCCAACCCGCCGUGGCCACGCCGACGUCUGCAGCAGCUCCUCCCUUCCCAAAUACCACUCCUACGCACGAGCGAUCUCGCCAGGUCAGCCCUUACCCACCAUCUGCGGGAUCCUCUCCUAUCAGUGCGACAUUCUCUACUGGCCAACGACAGCUCUCUCCUUCGUAUUUCCUUAGCCAACGGCAGUCGCCCUAUCGCCCGGUCCGCGGAGUACACACCCUCCUCGUCCCACCACCGACGACGUCUAUGCACAAUCCUGCUCGUAACAUUGGCUACGACCAGAUGCAAUACCAACCUCUGGGCCGGCCCAUGACUGAGCGACGAGUCGGUCCUUUGCCAUACAUGGAAGCCGGUGCUUGGAAUGAGCCACAUCAUUACAACCAAUUGCCCAUCCCGCAGCAGAUGGCCCCUCCUCGCUGAUCAUUCAUACCUUUUCUGUACAUAUAUUGCACGACCGGCGGACAUUGAUGUCCGGCAUUCUGUUUUCUGUUUUCAACUUUCCUGUCUUUAUUUGGUGCGUUCAAGCGUGCAUUGCAUUGGGUGGGUUUUUUUUAUGAGCACGCUGCUCCGGAACAUCAAGCAGCAUACUGUGUGCAUCAAUCAUCAGCAU